GAUUUCUUUAAAAAAAUUUCCCGAAAAUUAUUAUAAAUUUGACAAAUUUUUGCAGAAAAUAUAUUAGUGUGACAUGAUACAUUGUUACAAGAGUAUCAAAUUUACAAAAUGACUUGCAGAUUCUUGGUUUUAAUCUUUUUGGCAGCUUUAUGGCAAACUUGUUUAGCUGCUGUUACAGAUUGUCAAAAAUUGCCACCAAGAGUUGAUCCUGCUACAUGUUGCCCCAUACCGGAAUUAAUAACGGAUGAAAAUAAGGAGAAAUGUAAAGAGUUUUUAAUGGAACCGGAGCCCUCGUUUUUGCCAAUGGCCAAUGAAAAACCACCUUCCAGUUCUAAAAAAAUAGCUCCCACUGCAGUAGGACCUCGUGAUCAAGUUAAUAAAAAACAUCGUGGACCUUAUAUGCAUUUGUGCUUUAUGAACUGUGCCCUUAAUGAUACUGGUAUUCUAACCAAUGAUAAACUAAACGAAGCUGCACUAUCGUCCCAUCUGAAGAAGGUACUUAGCGAUGUGCCAGAUUUGAUACCGGUUUUAGAAACUUCCUUUAAAACAUGUUCGAUAAAAGGUGAAAAAUAUCAUGAAGCAAUGAAAAAAAGGAAAAAUGCGAACACUACACCAGCAACGGUAACAAAAGAUCGUAUGUUUCGGCCAAAACGUUGUCCACCAAUUGCUAGUCAUUUAUUGGCUUGUGUUUUCAUGGAGACCUUUAUGAAUUGUCCAGCUUCAGUGUGGUCGAAGGCCAAGGAAUGUAAUGACUUACGCAAUCACAUGCUAAAUUGUAAACCAAAACACAGUAUGGAAGAUUCAAGUUCUAGCUCCAGCUCAACCGAAGAGGAGAUGUGAAAACAUGGAAAUAUGUUACAUGUUUAAAUUAAUCGAUUACUCCUUUUAAAUAAAAAC
This is a messenger RNA of Lucilia sericata (common green bottle fly), 897 nucleotides long. RefSeq lists its product as uncharacterized. Bases 109 to 840 code for a protein of 243 amino acids. The record is from RefSeq and is a predicted model, not a curated record. The transcript has 4 exons. Lineage: Eukaryota; Metazoa; Arthropoda; Insecta; Diptera; Calliphoridae.